AUGGCCACAAGCAGUCUCACAGACCACCAACCGUGGUAUCAACGCAUCCAAUGGUUUAAUUUCUUCAUGCUAGUUCUCAUCCCUCUAUGGGCUUUCAUCCAGUCACUUUGGGUCCCUUUGAUCUUGAAAACCCUGGUCCUGUCAGGAGUAUACUACUUGUUUUCGCUGGGUUCUAUAACAGCCGGAUAUCACCGCCUAUGGGCCCACAGAUCCUAUACAGCAUCAACCCCUCUCAAAUGGCUCCUAGCUGCGUUCGGCGGCGGAAGUCUUCAAGGUUCAAUCCGGUUCUGGGUACGCGAACAUCGUCUCCACCACCGAUACACAGACACCGACCUUGAUCCAUACACCGUGAACAAGGGCAUCCUCCACGCCCACAUCCUAUGGGUUCUCCUCCGUCAGCCGCGGAACGAGAGAAAAAAGCGGGCCCGCAUCACCCUCUCCGAUCUCGACCACGAUCCCGUCGUAGCCUGGCAACAUAAGUACUACUUCCUAAUCGCCUUCGGCAUGGGCUGGUUACUCCCCUGUCUGGUAGCCGGACUGGGGUGGAACGAUUGGAUCGGUGGGUUUCUCUACGCCGGCGUUCUGCGAGCCUUCUUCGUCAACCAGGCUACGUUCUGUGUGAAUUCUCUCGCCCAUUAUCUGGGCCAUCAGCCGUAUGAUGAUCGACAUACGCCGCGCGAUCAUCUGCUCACGGCGCUUAUUACCCUCGGCGAGGGGUUUCAUAACUUUCAUCAUGAGUUUCCGUCGGACUAUCGGAAUGGGAUUGAGUGGCAUCAGGUCGAUGUGACGAAAUGGUUUAUUUGGGCCUGUGGCUUUGUCGGAUUGGCAGGUGACUUGAAGAGGUUUCGGCAUAAUGAGAUCGCCAAAGCACGCCUGCAGCAGAGGUUUAAACGACUUGACGAGGAGAAACGACGUCUAGAUUGGGGCACGCCGCUUGAGGAACUUCCUGUUAUUGACUGGACGGAGUAUCAGCGGAGAGUGGGGGUGGGACAGGUGCUUAUCGUGGUUGAAGGCGUCGUGCAUGAUCUUGGACCGUUCCUGACUGAGCAUCCUGGAGGUGAGGCUACUAUUACGGGUAUGCUGGGGAAAGAUGCUACGGCGCUGUUUAAUGGGGGCGUCUAUGACCAUUCUCGUGCAGCUAGGAACCUUCUGGCUACUAUGCGGGUUGCGGUGCUGAGGGGUGGUGGAGAGGUGGAGUGUUGGAAGUAG
Messenger RNA from Aspergillus caelatus, 1209 nucleotides. RefSeq names its product acyl-CoA desaturase. Lineage: Eukaryota; Fungi; Ascomycota; Eurotiomycetes; Eurotiales; Aspergillaceae. The record is from RefSeq and is a predicted model, not a curated record. Bases 1 to 1209 code for a protein of 402 amino acids. Gene Ontology annotation, biological process: unsaturated fatty acid biosynthetic process. The transcript has 2 exons. Gene Ontology annotation, cellular component: endoplasmic reticulum membrane. Gene Ontology annotation, molecular function: stearoyl-CoA 9-desaturase activity; iron ion binding; heme binding.